Dracunculus medinensis (Guinea worm) is the source of this 357-nucleotide messenger RNA. Lineage: Eukaryota; Metazoa; Nematoda; Chromadorea; Rhabditida; Dracunculidae. The record is from the annotation of a GenBank genome assembly.
AUGUUUUUUACGCGGAGGAUUUUGGUGCCAUUUUUAAAAUCAUUUGGUAAAAAAGUUGAAUAUUAUGGACAGUUUCAUCCAUCUUCGCUUACUAUUCAACAAUUUUUGGAUUUUGGACGCAAAGGAACUCCGCAAACAUCAUAUUUAUUUAUAAGAAAAGAGCUUUUGGUUCGACUCGCAAAUAUUAUGCAGGAAAUUAGUUUAUUACCUGAUGAACUACUGUCAACACGAUCAGUGAAAAUUGUCAGUGAUUAUUAUUAUGAAAGUUUUCAAGACAUUGUUAAAUUUGAGAAUGCAGAUACCAGUAGUGAAGUUAUCGACAAGUUAGUCAAAAUGUUGCAAUUUUUUUCUAAAUAG